AUGUCUUCGGGUCAAAAUAACUUCGCCUUCACCAACAAGCUUUACCAAAUCCUUUCCCGAAAACCCGGAAAUGUGUUCUUUUCACCGUUCAGCCUCCACGUUUUGCUCGCCAUUGCAUACCAAGGAGCAAGAAAUGUGACACUAGAAACAAUCCAAAAAGUGCUUCAAAUUCCGGCCGCUAGUUACAAAAAUAUAAUCCACCACUUAACAACCUUAGAAAAUGUGCAGCUAUCUAUAGCAUUCAAAAUUAACCUUAAAAAAGAAAAACGACUCUUGGUGUCGUUUGAAAACACCGCCAAAGACUAUUUUGACUCUGAAGUCGAACCCAUGGAUUUUACUCAGAACACCGAAACCACAAGAAAAACCAAGAAUAGCAUCGACGAAAUUUUGGUAUCUCUUCCUUUUUUGACUCUUCGUAGCACACUCUACUUUAAAAGCGACUGGGCUUUACCCUUUUGUGAAAGCAAGACUCAUGAAAGAUCUUUUUAUUUGAAUGACGACGACGUAGUGCAGGUGCAGAUGACGAAAGAUCGGAAAAAAGUUCCCUAUAAGUACGACAAAGACCUGGAUAGUCAAAUUUUGAUUUUGCCAUACGCGGGUGACGAAGUCCAUAUGGUGAUCAUACUACCAAAAGAAAAAAAUGGGAUUGGAAACCUGGAAGUGGCGUUGAGUAAGAUGGAUCUUAGGGAAGUCUUCACCGAAUUGCGUCACAGGAAAGUGGAUGUGUUUUUACCAAGGUUUAAAUUCGAGAGGUCCACGGUAAUGGACGACGUGGUGAAAGAGAUGGGACUUGGAGUGAUUUAUGACCAAGACAAGGCGGAUUUUACGGGUGUGGUUGAACUAGAAACGGGCGAGAAUUUAUAUGUGAAUGGAAUAGUUCAACAAGCUUGUAUUGAUGUUAAUGAGAAGGGAACAGAAGCAGCUGCUGUUGCCGAAAUAGAACCUACAGUAUCAACGGGGGCCAAAAUAUAUCCAGCUCGUCGAUUUAUUGUUGACCACCCAGCCAUUUUUAUGAUCGUGGCAGGAAGUGGUGAAAACACAACCAUUUUAUUCUGUGGAAAGUUAUCACAUCCAGAGUACUAAAUGGAAUGAGUGAGAAUGUCGCACGCAGACAAGUUGUACGAGAAUCCGUUCUGCAAUGUGUGUGCAAAUAUUGCAAAGAAAAAACGUGUAUAUUGUUUAAAUUGUGAACAAUGGUGCCACAAAAGUUGUGCCCAAAGGAAAUCGUGUUGUAACGAGAAAUUUUUAAUGUGUGACUACGUAAUCAAUGAAACUGAAACUGAAACAAGGGACAUCGAUAGAAUGUUUAGUGAAAAAUUAGAUGCUGUUGUGUCAACUAUGCAACUGAAAAUUGAAAAUCUGCACGAAGAAGUGAAGGAAAUUAAAAUCUUAUUAACAUGUAAAAAUGCGACCCAUGAUGAUAUGAAGUGCCUGCAAAUUGAUAACAAAACGACAAAAACUGACGACCUCAAUCAAAAGAAAAAGAUGAUGAGUGUUGAAAUGAAAACAAACGAAUCAUCAGCUGAUUGGCAAGCCCUGCCGAGAAUAAAUUGCAACCAAAGGGAUACCUCCACAUUAACGGAAUUAAGCAAUAAACAGCAACAAUUGAUGUCUGACAUCAUCAACCUAGAGCUUGAAACCGAUACCUUAAAUACUCUUAAAACAACAACAAGAAAUAGAAAUGGUACGACAUUAAACUUGGAAAACAAGGUAAAUGCAACCGGGAAAACCCAAAGUGAUAAUAGGAAACAAAAGCCCCAAAACGAAUUCUCUCGUACUCCUAAGACUGAAAAGGAAAAAAGUGAAACCCAAGAAAAUAAAUUUGAGGAAGUCCGUCCUAGAAGAUCAAGAAAACGUAAUUAUAAGGUUGGUGCAUGUGAAAGCAGCCCUAGUGAGACCUCUUCAUUUAUAGGUACGCAACGUAACAAAAAGAUCUGGUUAUUUAUUGCGGGUGCACGGGAGCACGUAACUGAAACAAUAGUAAAGCAGUAUAUAAAUGG
Zophobas morio is the source of this 2000-nucleotide messenger RNA. RefSeq names its product leukocyte elastase inhibitor-like. Lineage: Eukaryota; Metazoa; Arthropoda; Insecta; Coleoptera; Tenebrionidae. The coding region runs from base 1 to 1083 and encodes 360 amino acids. The transcript has 3 exons. Gene Ontology annotation, molecular function: serine-type endopeptidase inhibitor activity. The record is from RefSeq and is a predicted model, not a curated record.